Messenger RNA from Hyla sarda, 3108 nucleotides. Its product is annotated as serine/threonine-protein kinase N1-like. Lineage: Eukaryota; Metazoa; Chordata; Amphibia; Anura; Hylidae. The coding region runs from base 266 to 2950 and encodes 894 amino acids. Gene Ontology annotation, molecular function: ATP binding; small GTPase binding; protein serine/threonine kinase activity. The record is from RefSeq and is a predicted model, not a curated record. The transcript is spliced from 23 exons. Gene Ontology annotation, biological process: signal transduction; protein phosphorylation.
AUUUCCAUGUACUUAUUGGCAGCAAACCGCACCGGGAGGGGGCGUGGCUCGCAAUGGAACAAGGAAGACGCGGGGCUUUUUUUGUUAAGAGAAAUUCGGCAGCCGAUUGGUCAACUUGGUAGGCGGGACUAAUAUUGGAGUGUGAAUCCUGGUUUCUGACAUCAACUCCUCUACCUUGAUUGCUCCCUCCCGCUCUACUAGACAAGUUAAAGUUUGUGCUCCAUACAGUAACAAUGUGGAGCAGGGGCCCAGAGACCGAGGUGGGAUGCAAGCGGCAAGAGAAGGAAGGUCCAGUGUUGGAGAUCAAAGUGAGGAGCUCCAUGAUGGAGGAGACCUGUUAGGCAUGGAGUGUGACAAGGGGGAUCAACAAGGCCUGGAGGAUGAGAGAGACCGUCUACGCAGGGAGAUCAGCAGGGAGCUGAGGAUUAAGGAAGGAGCAGAAAAGCUUCUGAGAGCUACCACAGAACGCAAGAACCUGGGACAUGUAGAGACCAUGCUUAGGACAUGUGAGAGACGACUGGAUAACUUGAAAUUGGAACUGGAUGAACUUGAUGUCUGUCCCACAUCACCAAACGAGAAGUCAGUUUACCCAAUUUCUCCAGGUGUCCUCAGCCCGAUCCAGCAUGCUCGCGUGUCCCGGUUAGAACGCCAGUUGGAUAUAGAGAUGCGAGUGAGACAAGGAGCAGAAAAUAUGAUCCAGAUGUACAGUAAUGGCUCCGUCAAGGAUAAGAAGCUGCUUUCCACUACUCAGAAGAUGUUAUCCGAAAGUGACGCAAAGAUCCAUAGUCUACGCAAUCAGAUCCGAAGGGCGGCCCAGGAGACAUCUGGGGGAGGGGCAGGCACAUCUGAAUUAUCCCACACUGAAAUUCAUAUCGAGGAGCUGAGACACCACUAUCGGAUCGAGCGGGCUGUCUCUGAGGGAGCGGAGAAUGCCCUGCGGAUGCUGGGAGGUGUCAAGUCCCAGGACAAGAGUGCGGUCAAUGAGGUGCAGGCUCGCCUUGUGGAGUCUAAGCAGAGACUAGAUCUCCUGACACUGUCCCUACAGAAGUGUCUCGAGGACCUACCUGAUGACCACCCUAAGAGAUGUCUCUUGCGAGAGGAGAUGGCCAUGUGUGAUUCUUCAACAAGAAUGGGGGCGCCAUCACCUACUUCUCCUUAUAGUAGUACCCUCUCCAAAUCUGCUCCCCUUACAGGGGUACUCCAGGUCCGGCUCUUAGGCUGUACCGAUCUGUAUGACCCCAUCCGGGGGCGUACAAAGAGUUCACCUGUCUGGUUACCUGGAAAUAACCCCCUAGAAGGAAAGACAAUGAGGACGAGACCGUCACGGAGUAUGUAUUCACGAGCAACCAGCCUGAGCCGCAGUGAGGACUUUUCAAGUGAGAUCAACGUUGUCUUACGGUUGGAUAAUGUGGUGGUCGGUCAGACUUCUUGGAAGACAGAAGGACAUGACACAUGGGAUCAGGUGUUCAAACUACAGCUUGAGAGGUCACGUGAGCUGCAGGUCUCUGUGUACAGGAGAGAUACCCGCACACUUUGUGCUAUUAAAUAUGUGAAAUUAGAAGAAUUUCUGGACGACCAACGGAAAGAAACAUAUCUGGAACUGGAACCACAAGGAAUGCUACUGUGUGAGGUAACAUUUUAUAAUCCAGUGAUUGAAAGGUUCUCCAAACUACGCCGACAGAAGAAGAUUUUCUCCAAAGAACAAGGAAAGGUCUUUCUUCGUGCUAGACAGAUGAACAUUGAUCCUUCUACCUGGCUCCGUCUCCUGCGAAGAGCAAUCCCGGCCAGUACUGGGGGGUACAGUCCUGCGGAGCGCAUAGAAGGGUUAAACCUGGACUCUCUGACACUGGGACCAAGUCAGGAAACACAUGACGAGGUGGAUGCUCCAGUACUCAAGAGUCCACCAACAAGGCGGGAGAGCCAGAGGCGAACGCAGAGCGUCUCACAUCUCUCUUUAGAAGACUUCAGACUUUUGGCUGUCUUGGGUAGAGGACACUUUGGAAAGGUCCUGUUGUCUGAGUACAAGGAGACUGAAGAUUUAUUUGCAAUCAAAGCUCUAAAGAAAGGAGAUAUCAUUGCCAGGGAUGAGGUUGAAAGUCUCAUGUGUGAAAAACGGGUGUUCGUAGCAGUAAGUGGAGCCUCACACCCGUUCUUGCUCAGUCUUCUGGGAUGCUUCCAGACCCGGGAUCAUGUCUGCUUUGUCAUGGACUUUAUGGCUGGAGGAGACCUAAUGACUCAUAUACACACAGAGGUGUUCAGUCAGCAGCGAGCAAUGUUUUAUGCAGCAUGUGUCCUUCUUGGGCUUCAGUUUCUGCACAGUAAGAACAUUGUGUACAGAGAUUUAAAAUUGGAUAAUCUGCUGCUGGACUCAGAAGGAUACGUCAAGCUGGCGGAUUAUGGUCUUUGUAAGGAGGGAAUGGGUCCAUCAGAUCGCACCUCCACGUUCUGUGGAACGCCUGAGUUUUUGGCUCCUGAAGUCCUUACAGAUGCCUCCUACACCCGAGCUGUGGACUGGUGGGGUUUUGGAGUUCUUAUAUAUGAGAUGAUGGUUGGAGAGUCUCCAUUCCCAGGAGAUGAAGAGGAGGAAGUAUUUGACAGCAUUGUUAAUGAUGAAGUCCGGUAUCCGCGAUUCCUCUCAGCCGAGGCCAUUGCCAUUAUGAGGAGGCUUUUGCGCAGAAACCCGGAAAGACGCCUGGGCUCGGGAGAACGUGAUGCAGAAGAUGUAAAAAAGCAGCCAUUCUUCAAGGAGCUGGAUUUCGAGGCCCUCCUUGCCCGCCGGCUACCCCCUCCAUUCACCCCGUCUGUCAAGGGGCCACAUGACAUCAGCAACUUCGACCCUGAAUUCACAUGCGAAGGACCAGAGCUGACCCCUCCGAAGGAACCCCGACUAUUGACCCCCCAAGAACAGAGCCUGUUUCUGGGCUUUGACUUUGUGAGGGACGGCGCCUGAGAGAACAUCCACAGCUGGAAACUUUCUUCAUUUCUUUUACCCUUGCAGUAUUUGUUUUAGUUUUUAAUUUUUUUUUAAAUACAUUUCUGCCUGCCCCAUUGCCAUUGCCUUUUUUUCUUCCUACCUCAGGCAGUUGUUGUAAAUAAAGAUCUUUAUUA